AUGCGCACUGAAUUUGAUGUGCGGUAUUUUUUUCUACUCUGCAGUUCUAAGCUCCUUCUGAUGCGCCUGCUCCUUGCGUCAUGUAGUGGUGGACUGGUUGGUCUCAGAAGACUCGGAGGUCUCCCAAGAGUAGCGGGCAGCUCGUUACUCGGUAUGGCUCGGGUCCUCAGUAUUGAGAACGUAGACCAGAAAACUCUAGAAGAAGUGUUGCAAGAGACAUCUGCUGCUCUGAGAGGAGGUGGAGUCGUUGCCAUACCAACCGAUACAAUCUACGGCGUGGCCUCGUUAGUUUCAAGUAACGAGGGGAUAGAGAGGAUAUACGAGAUGAAGGGGAGAUUGAGAGACAAGCCCCUGGCAAUCUGUGUCAGUGAGGUUGAGCAGGUUUAUAGGUGGGCCAAAGUGACAGUUCCGUCUAGUCUCCUGUCCAGUCUCCUCCCUGGGCCAGUCACCACAGUCUUUGAGAGAGGAGGAGACCUGAACCCUGCCCUCAACCCGGGACUCCCUCUGGUGGGACUCAGGAUCCCAGACUCCUCCUUUUUCCGCUGUCUGGUGGAGCAGUGUGGCUGUCCUCUGGCCCUCACCAGUGCCAACCUCAGUCACUCCUCCAGCACUCUCUCUGUACAGGAGUUCCGAGAGCUGUGGUCGUCUCUGGAUGUGGUGGUGGAUGGAGGAGUCAUCUCUCAUGGAGGAAGAGGGGGAGAAGAGGAGGCCAGUAGACUGGGCUCUACUGUAGUAGACCUCAGUCACACCGGAUCAUUCUCCAUCAUCAGACCUGGAAUGUGUGUCGGAACCUUUAUGCGCACAUUUGUACACAGCUAUAAUACUAAGCAGCUACAGUGUAACCUCGUUACGAACACUGUUAAAGCGAAAUACCUGCUUAAUAACACUAAUUCAACUAUUACAAUUCCUUUUAAUAUGAACAUUUUGAUGCAUUACCAGCAGACUGUGAAGUUACUCAGAGAUGAAUAUCACUUGAAGGAAAUUGUCAUUUGAUAAUUAUAUUUUUAUCUCCCACAAUCACUAACUGGUGAAAAUUCCUGUCAUUUUGCUCAUUCUCAUCAGUGAUAGUACCCUGCUAACCAAAUUAGAAAAAAGUGGGUGGGAAAGGAAGAAUGUAUCAUGAAUACUCUUUAGACACUGACUCCGCCAUUCGCUCCGCCAGGGGGAGACUCUUACUUGGUCGUGGCUAACACCGACAGAAUUAUAUACUGUCGACUGAAGAUAUAUACAAGCCAGCGGACCACACUCAUUUUUGCUGCGAAGCCCGGCCGGUGGCAGUCAGAACCUUUGCCUACGUCAUAC
This is a messenger RNA of Geodia barretti, 1302 nucleotides long. Lineage: Eukaryota; Metazoa; Porifera; Demospongiae; Tetractinellida; Geodiidae. The record is from the annotation of a GenBank genome assembly.